AACGCGGUGUACAGAAAUGCACGUCAAUUUUAGAUACCACGUCGAGAGCGACGGUUGGGAAGCUCGCCAAAGUACAGGUUAGACGUGCUCUAUUACGCGACUCUUCGCAUCGCAAAGUAACACGGAGGUUCGAAGAGUAUCCGCGGACGGUGUCUGGGAGAGAACGGGAAAGAGGAUGGGGAGGAGGUCGUCCUCGUUGGCCUCCGGACAUCACACUCGGUCAAGUUACCUUUGGUCAUUUGUGAUGCUCCGAGUCUUGUGCGCCGAUCUACUGAUACUGAGAAAGUUCUGGAAGUUAUCCUCUGGCCAUAUUCUAUUACACAAACUUGCUAGAGUUUCGUCAUGACAAAGUUGAUAUCGGCUCAGACAACGCUCACGCGUUGCUUGCUUUUUGGGUCUCGUUGUGUUUGCGACAUGCAGAGAUGCACUCCGAAAUAUAUCAAUGAUACUGAGGAAAAAAGAGAUAGCCCAACGUAAUCAUAAAUCGGUCCUCAGUCACUGUCCGAUACGUUUCGAAGUGUACAAAUGAAUCUGGAUGGGUACGUGCCCUGCGAAAGAUGAAAGCCAACGUCUUUGCUGACAUUUCGGAUGGAUCAACUUGCGAAAUGUUACAAGUUGUCAUACCAAAGAUGUUGAAGCCGGACGAUCUACGUUACGGGAGCAGUGUUAGCGUGGAAGGAGAGCUAGCCUUGACUUCCGACGGCAAGACUGAGCUGCACGCGACCAAGGUACACGUAAUCGGCACAUGUAAUGUCGCAGAAGACGAAUAUCCCUUUGCACCAAGAAAGAAAUAUGAUUCGGAUUAUAUCAGGCAAUAUUUGCAUCUACGGCCGAGAACGCGAAAUUUUUCUAGCCUGUUAAGAUUGCGCGAUCUCGCUUCCACGGUGAUCGCCGAUCAUUUAAGAAAUAGGGGAUUUACGAGUGUGCACACUCCGAUGUUGACGUCCAAUGAUUGCGAAGGCGCGGGUGAAGUAUUCCUCGUCAGGCCGCAGUCCACAGAGAUCUUGAAAAGUAUGAGGAGGGAAGGUCAACCUGAGGAUGAAGUUUACUUCGAUACGACCGCCUUUCUCACUGUUUCUGGACAAUUGCAUCUAGAGGCGGUAGCAAGAGCUCUUACAAAAGUAUACACUUUUGGGCCUACAUUCAGGGCAGAGAAUUCAAAAUCCAGAUUGCAUUUAUCAGAAUUUUACAUGUUAGAAGCGGAGAUAGCUUUCCUCGCACAUAUUGAGGAGUUGAUACACGAAGUUGAGCUUUUAGUGAAAGAGGUUACUAAGGGUUUAAUUGAAAGAGGUGCUUCGGAUUUGCAUACAAUCGGUGCUCAGGAGCCGCAAUGGUUGACUAAAUCAUUUACAUGUUUAACGUACGAGGAUGCAUUUAACGUAUUAAAUGACCAUGCGAAUCAAUUGCAACGACCCAUCAAGUAUGGAGAGGCAUUUUCAAAAGAGCACGAAUUGUUUCUAGUGAAGUAUAAUGACGGAGUGCCAGUUUUCGUAAUUAACUGGCCAAAAGAUAUUAAGCCAUUUUAUAUGAAAGAGUGCACAGAUGAUACAUCUAAGGUAGCAGCAUUGGACCUGCUAAUGCCAGAUGUUGGCGAAUUAGUAGGAGGCAGUAUACGUGAAGAUAAUUACAAAAAAUUAAAAUUAAAGCUUCCUCCCACGGGAAAUCUUUCGUGGUAUUUAGAUUUACGUAAAUAUGGGAAUGUACCAACAGGUGGCUUUGGAAUGGGUUUUGAUAGAUUUCUGCAAUGUGCCUUGGGGAUCAACAAUAUCAAGGACACUGUGCCUUUCCCCAGGUGGCCACACAAUUGCAAUUUAUGAAUAAAGUUUUCAGGUUGUUGUGUUACUUCAUUUAUUCCCAACGAAGGAAUGCAACUGCGCACUUAUGCAGCGAAAUGAGCAUAAUCUGUCAAAUGGAAAAACAAUGUCGUAUAUUUUGUACAAAAGUCUUUUUGCAAAUCAUUCACAAACAAUUCAUGCAGUUUUCUCGGAUGAUUGAUAAAUAUGAUGAUUCAAGGAUGGUUCGUGGGACAUUUCUAAAUUUCUUGGAGGUAAAGUUGGAGUAAAUUGAAUAGUAGUUCGAGUUUGGAUGCACAGUUUAUUGAAUAUUGAGAUAUAACAACAAAAA
Messenger RNA from Pogonomyrmex barbatus (red harvester ant), 2124 nucleotides. It is a transcript of the gene AsnRS-m, whose product is annotated as asparagine--tRNA ligase, mitochondrial. Gene Ontology annotation, biological process: asparaginyl-tRNA aminoacylation. The record is from RefSeq and is a predicted model, not a curated record. Gene Ontology annotation, cellular component: mitochondrion. NCBI's taxonomy places the organism in Eukaryota, Metazoa, Arthropoda, Insecta, Hymenoptera, Formicidae. Gene Ontology annotation, molecular function: nucleic acid binding; ATP binding; asparagine-tRNA ligase activity.